Messenger RNA from Polychytrium aggregatum, 978 nucleotides. RefSeq lists its product as uncharacterized. NCBI's taxonomy places the organism in Eukaryota, Fungi, Chytridiomycota, Chytridiomycetes, Polychytriales. The record is from RefSeq and is a predicted model, not a curated record. The transcript has a single exon. The coding region runs from base 304 to 906 and encodes 200 amino acids.
GAUGGCCCGCUUCUCGAGCUUUUCACCAAACCCGCAACAGCGCGCAACUUCGGGCUGCUGGAUCACUGUUAGGCUGUAGGAACUUGCGGCAGGACGGGGCAUGCGGUGCAGGGUGUGGGAGAUGGGUGUGCGAUUUGAAAUGGGGGAGGGGCGUUUCGAUGACGACGCGGGAACGGAAACGGAAACGGAACGGAAACGGAAACGGAAACGGAGAUGGAGACGGAAACGGAGAUGGAGACGGAAGGAGGUUUGGGUCAGCCUGUGUUGAGAGCCAGAGAGAGGGCGGGGGGCCGCUGCCCAUAGAUGGGGGGAAGAGCGGACCCGGCUCGGUCCGACUCGGUAUUUUUUGGUCGCUGCCCCAGCCCGAUGAUGCCUGUGGAUUGGGUUUUGCGCCUGCAGCCGACGUGUUUGCCCAUCCGCCGCUCCCGAGAUUCAAGUCGAGAUGUGCAAAGCAGGGAGGGAGGGAGCCGGUGCGCGAGGCGGUAUGCUUGGAGCGGUAUGACGCCAAGCGGGUCUUUGGAGGCGGUCGCCCACAGGAUCCUGGGACAGCGCUCGGCGCACACAGCGGGCAUCGCUUUUGGGCAGCAUCGACCCAGACACAUAUGCCAACGCUUGGGGGCCUCUGCUGUCGAGGGAGUGCGGACGCACACGCACUCAGCAGGGAAAGCGAGUCGCUCUCCUUACCUUGGCUGCGACAUGGCUAACCGAAUCGGGGACGGGAGGGGGGAAGGAAGAACGAGCGGGCGAGCCGUCCCCCGGAGAAGCAUCACUAUUUAUUGCCGGCCCGCUUCCUUGCUCUCGCUCGCCGUCGUCCCCUCCUUCCCCCGCCUCCCCAAGAGGCAGCAGAUGGGCUCCGAUCGACCGAGGCAGUGUUCGCACGAGAGCCCGUGGGCAGCUUAUUGGUGAUGCCCGUUUUUGUUUCGCGCAGCACAGUGGGCUUGUCCCGUGUGUGGAUCGGCGGUGGUUGGUGCGACUCCC